GGGGAAAAUGUGAGAAACGCUUGGCCUGAGAUCGCACCCAUUUAUUACCAACACUUCACCAUCAUAUUCCUCUGCCUCACUCUCUUCUAAACAAGUAAAUUCUGUCUUCCUUUUUCUUCUUUCUUUCCAUACAAAACAGAAGCAUGAGUUCUGCUACCACAGUAUUGUAGGUAGAGAACAGAAACCACCUUGUUUCGGAAUUCUGUUGCAAAAUUAAGAAGGAAGAAACAUACUCCAUUAAUGGGUGGUGUUAGAUGGGGUCGUCCAGAGUCAUCUUCAUCCAUGAAACUCUUCUUGCUCAUGGUGCCUCUGGUACUGGUUGCAGGGCUUGUUUCUGUAUUGGGUCCUAACCCCUCUAGUUGGCUUUUUAGUGCAAACGCACCUGUGUUAUAUUUGGAGGGCUCUGUUACUUCCUCUUCCUCAACUAGUAGUGGUGCUGUGACUGUGACCAAUCCUUCCGAGGUGAAGCAGAGAGAAGGGUUAGUGGUGGUGGCCGUGGAGAAUCGUGGUGGAGAGAAAGUUAUCUCCGAUGACACUGACUUCAAUCACUCUUCUACACCUCCAUUUUCUGUUCAGGCCAUACAAACACCUCAACAACCUGUGAUGAUGACCCAUCAUUUUAUUUACAAGAACAAGGAUGAGCAAAAUGUUUCGCAACUUUGGGCCAACGUGACUGGUGUGAAUGAGUCUUAUCUUCCACCAGAGAGGCCGAAGCUACAAAGAAAAUUCAGCAUCUUAGAUAGAACCGAAGCUGGUCUAAGACAAGCUAGAGCUGCAAUUAGAGAAGCAAGAAACGGGAAUCAAACACAAGAUAUAGACUAUGUUCCAGUUGGACCAAUGUAUAACAAUGCUAAUGCAUUUCACAGGAGUUACUUGGAAAUGGAGAAACAGUUCAAAGUAUUCGUCUACGAAGAAGGGGAACCUCCGGUUUUCCACAACGGACCUUGCAAAAGCAUAUACUCCAUGGAGGGAAAUUUCAUCCAUGCUAUUGAGAUGAAUGACCAAUUCCGAACAAGGGAUCCUGAGGAAGCGCAUGUGUUUUUCUUACCUUUUAGUGUAGCAAUGCUGGUGCAAUUUGUCUAUGUACGUGACUCUCAUGAUUUUGGCCCCAUAAAAAAAACUGUCACGGACUAUGUCAAUGUCAUUGGCGGAAGAUAUCCCUAUUGGAACCGAAGCCUUGGAGCUGAUCACUUUUAUCUUGCUUGCCAUGAUUGGGGGCCAGAGACAUCACGCUCCAUUCCUAACUUGAACAAGAAUUCGAUCCGUGUGUUGUGCAAUGCUAACACCUCGGAGGGAUUCAAGCCUUCAAAGGAUGUCUCUUUCCCAGAAAUUAAUCUCCAAACCGGUUCAAUAAACGGUUUCAUUGGUGGGCCAUCUGCGUCUAGACGUCCACUUUUGGCCUUCUUUGCUGGUGGGCUUCACGGCCCAAUUAGGCCCGUUCUUCUUGAACACUGGGAAAACAAGGACGAAGACAUUCAGGUUCACAAGUACCUUCCAAAGGGUGUGUCAUACUAUGAGAUGUUGAGGAAGAGCAAGUUCUGUCUUUGUCCUAGUGGGUACGAGGUAGCAAGUCCCAGAGUGGUGGAGGCAAUCUACACAGGGUGUGUGCCAGUGCUCAUUUCAGACCAUUAUGUGCCUCCAUUCAAUGAUGUUUUGAAUUGGAAGUCCUUUUCCGUUGAGGUUUCGGUUAAGGAUAUUCCCAGAUUGAAGGAGAUUCUGUUGAGUAUUUCUCCAAGGCAGUAUAUAAGAAUGCAGAGGAGAGUUGGACAAGUUAGGAGGCACUUUGAGGUACACUCUCCACCCAAGAGAUACGAUGUGUUCCAUAUGAUCCUUCAUUCUGUGUGGCUUAGAAGAUUGAACUUUAGAGUCCACGAUGACCAAUAGUAACUCGCUCAUUAACGUAUUAAGUUUCUGAUUAGUUUGGCAAUGUAAGAUUGUGUGAAUGUGUGAUUCUUUUCCUGUCCUGUAUAAAUUUUAAAUUUGUCAGAAGUAAACAAUAAAAUUAAAAAAAUCCCCACAUUAGGUGCCACUGUCCAUUAUUUACUACUACUGAUCGGACCAAAGAUGUUUACAUAUCUUG
This is a messenger RNA of Glycine soja, 2080 nucleotides long. RefSeq names its product probable glycosyltransferase At5g03795. Gene Ontology annotation, molecular function: glycosyltransferase activity. The transcript has 4 exons. The record is from RefSeq and is a predicted model, not a curated record. Bases 241 to 1884 code for a protein of 547 amino acids. NCBI's taxonomy places the organism in Eukaryota, Viridiplantae, Streptophyta, Magnoliopsida, Fabales, Fabaceae.